GUUCCACCCAUAGAGUCUGGUUCCACCUUUUAAUAUUAUAGACUCAUUUAGAUGAGUUCAGCCCUGGAAUUGCCAGUCUCUACUGAACUAAAGCAGGAGCCGGUGCAGACCCAUGGCGGUCCUCCUCGCUGUCCCGGGUUUCCUUCGCCAUCGGCCGUGGUUAAGUAGCUGCAGCGGCCUGAGGAAGACGCCUGCUCUGCGGUUGUGGACAUGGCCGGGGCUGGCUUCUGCGACUCCAGGCCUUUGCUGGACUUACACCAACAGGUGGAUGAUCGAAGGGCCCUCUUCAAAUCCUGGCAGUGCACAGAUAAAUAUACGGACUCAAGCGUGGUGCCCCUCAGCCUGGAGGCAGAGUGCAGAUGGGAUGCACUCCAUGCACUAGUGCCCACUCUACUGCGCCGGGAGGUGGAGAUUGCAUUAGAGAAACUGGACCUAAUAUGGGACCAUGCAUAUGCUUGGGAAAUGUUUUUGGACAUGAUGAGAAGUCAGGCCUUGUGUACAUUUUCCACUAAAGACCUUCCUGCUAAUUUUACUGAGUCCACAAGAGGCAUUCUAGUCGACUGGCUAAUAAAAGUUCAUGAGAUGAUGCACUUUCAGGAUGAAACCUUGUUUCUUGCAAUUCACCUGCUGAACCGGACCCUCCGCCUCCUCAAGGUGCCCACUGCCAACCUACAACUGCUGGGCAUGGUCUGUCUCUUCAUUGCUGCCAAGAAAGAGGAGAGCCUUCUUCCAGAGGUGUCUGACCUCUGCUACGUGAUGGACUACACCUAUACCAAAUCACAGCUGCUUCGGAUGGAGCGGAAAGUGCUCAGUCGGCUGAAGUUUGAUUUGUCGUAUUGCGCUCCUCUUCAUUUCCUACUCCUGUUUGCCUCCGUUGCCCGCUACAGUGCCAAGAUGACUUGGAUGGCCCGUUACUUCUUGGAGCUAAGUCUCUUGGAGGGGCAGUGUGUGGUUUUCCAGCCGGUGCAGUUGGCAGAAGCAGCUCUGUGUCUCGCUCGCCUCGUCCUGAAGGAGCCUCCCACCCCCGAGGGAGAGGCUGCAUGGUGCCUCGUGUCCAGCCUCCAUGUUGGCAAUGAAUCCAUUUUGCUGAGUAUAAUGCAUAUACUGGCCACUGCUGCUGCCAGCGCUCAGAGAGACACCUGCGCCACUUACAUUAAAUUCUCCUCCCCUGAAAUGAUGCACAUCAGCAGGCAUCCCGGUCUCGUGAAUGCCUCCUUACUGCUGGGUGUGCACAAAUGAUGCAUAGGCAGUAAACGCGUUAUUAAAAAUCAUGUAUUAUGUUGCACUUUACCAUUACCGUGGUUGAGGAAGAAGUCGAAUGUGUAUGCUAAAUGCAUACAGUUUUAAGAUCUUAUCUUGCAGCUGAUUCAUUAUAUUGUAUCCAUUUCUUUGUUUUGUGAUCUGAAAUUAAGUGGGUUGUCAUGAAAUCAAAGCCUUUUUAAUGUUAAAAUAAAGUGUAUGCUGCAAUUUGAAA
This is a messenger RNA of Boleophthalmus pectinirostris (great blue-spotted mudskipper), 1474 nucleotides long. RefSeq names its product cyclin P (gene ccnp). Gene Ontology annotation, cellular component: centrosome; cytoplasm; nucleus. NCBI's taxonomy places the organism in Eukaryota, Metazoa, Chordata, Actinopteri, Gobiiformes, Gobiidae. The record is from RefSeq and is a predicted model, not a curated record. Bases 211 to 1239 code for a protein of 342 amino acids. The transcript is spliced from 9 exons. Gene Ontology annotation, molecular function: cyclin-dependent protein serine/threonine kinase regulator activity. Gene Ontology annotation, biological process: regulation of cyclin-dependent protein serine/threonine kinase activity; mitotic cell cycle phase transition.